AUGAUGCUGCUGCAGCAGGAGGCUGCUGCAGCUCAGCACAAACCCCCAGAAGUUCAUCAGUCCUUUGUUUAUUUUCUUUACUUUUUCAGGUCCACUGAGGCCCCGGGCCCCACUCUUUUAUCCAUAUCUCAUGCGCUGCAGCAAAACUUAAAGAGCAGCAGCAGCAGCCUGCAGCAGCGAAGCCAAGCAGCAGCAGCAGCCUGCAGCAGCGAAGCCAAGCAGCAGCAGCAGCAGCAGCCUGCUCCCAAGGAGGCCCAGGAAGACAAAGAUUUAUCCAUAUCUCAUGCGCUGCAGCAAAACUUAAAGAGCAGCAGCAGCAGCCUGCAGCAGCGAAGCCAAGCAGCAGCAGCAGCCUGCAGCAGCGAAGCCAAGCAGCAGCAGCAGCAGCAGCCUGCUCCCAAGGAGGCCCAGGAAGACAAAGACGAUUCCUUGUGGCAGUACAACUAA
This is a messenger RNA of Eimeria necatrix, 447 nucleotides long. RefSeq lists its product as hypothetical. The record is from RefSeq and is a predicted model, not a curated record. The transcript has a single exon. Lineage: Eukaryota; Apicomplexa; Conoidasida; Eucoccidiorida; Eimeriidae. The coding region runs from base 1 to 447 and encodes 148 amino acids.